Messenger RNA from Drosophila kikkawai, 1225 nucleotides. RefSeq names its product antigen 5 like allergen Cul n 1. NCBI's taxonomy places the organism in Eukaryota, Metazoa, Arthropoda, Insecta, Diptera, Drosophilidae. The record is from RefSeq and is a predicted model, not a curated record.
UUAAUCUUUAAAUAUACACUCUUUUCCUUGACAUUUUUGUUUACUGUUGAGUUCUCAAGGGGAAAUACAACUCUCACCUUGAGUGUACACAGUUCAUUUAGUCUGCAGCUGUUUUUCCGCAUAACCCGGAUUACUCAACGCACGUUUCCCAGGUAGUUUUCAGUACCAAAUGGAAAUGCAACAAUAUCAGGUGUUCUUUUGCCUCAGCCUCCUCGGCCUGCUCUUGAGGCUGAGAACGUGCCGGGCCAUAGAUUUCUGUGACAUUCCGUCCUGCCAGGAAAAGACACACAUUGGAUGCAACAACAGCCUGAUUUUCAAUGUGGACAAGUGCCUGCGCUUCAAUGGCCUGGUUAACAUGCAGAGCUUCCGUCAGUACCUGCUGACCGAGCACAACAAGUACCGCCAGGAUGUGGCCAGCGGGCGGUUGAACCACCUACCCACGGCCCAGAAGAUGCCCGAGCUGGUCUGGGACGACUAUCUGGCCCUGCUGGCCGAGUAUCAUCUAAAAAGCUGCCAGAUGCAUCUGCCUACCAACUCCUGCGUGGCCACCGAUGACUUUCCCCAACCCCGUUCCAACUAUGGAGAAGACUUCUUCCCCCGACCCCAUAAGCGGCAGUCUAAUGUUCGCCCGUUGACGGGUCUCAUUGAAGAGUGGAUGGACGAGAUCUACGAACUGCAGGCUUUAGACUCGGAAAUGGCGGGCGAUAACAUUGCCAACAUCAUCACCGAUCGCUGCACCCACAUGGGCUGUGCCGCCGGCCAGGACUACGACCUGUGGAAUGUCCACUUUGCCCUCGUCUGCUACUACAGCGCAGGACCUCCGCCGCAUGGAACGCUCUACGAGCCGGGCAGCUUCAAUGUCAGUCUGUGUGCCCAUGGGAAAAGCCAGGGGUACCCAAACCUGUGCAAGACCCUACCCCUAAAUCACUGAGUCUGAGAGCCGGAAAAAUAAAUAUUGCAAAGGCUUUGGGUAUAAUUAAAUGUGCGGCAGCACUUGGGCAAUAAGAGCGAAAAGGUAGAGAUGAAAGUUUGGCUACUUUGGUUAGAGUUUCUAUCUAAAAUACCUUGUAAAAUAAAUAUAAAGUAACCUUGAUAAAAAUCAUGAUCAAAUUAAGGUAUUAGAUAAAUAUACAAACUGAACAUUAAACACCACAAAUUACAAUUAGUUUAUAAGUUUAUGCAAAGUUUAGUUUAACAAUAUAAUUAAUUAGGUUGCAAUUUCAAA